CAGCUGUGAGUGAAAAAAGUGGAAAUUGAAAGAAAAACAAAAAACAAGAAGAAGAGCAUUCAACAGCAAACGUCAAAUAAGAACACACGUGCAAAGUUAGCUGCACGCUUUUUAUCCAAAUAAAAUAGUGAAAAAACUAAAAUGGCAAUCGAGGCAAAGAAUAAAAGAAAACGUAAACAUCAGAACGUGCAAGAGAAUGGCGAAGACUUGCCCGAUGAAGGAGAAGUUGCAGUGCCGAAGAAAAUCGCCAAGAAAGCAAAACCAGCCAAGGAGGAUAAAAAGCAGCAUAAAAAUAAUAAAAAAGGCAAGUCACCUGCUGCUGUAGCGCAGGAAAAUGCCAAACAGCUAGCUAAGGAUGCAAAAUAUACAAACGGUGAUGCAGAAGUACAAGAUGAGGAGGAAGAAGAAGAAUAUGGUGAGGAGACAAUGCAGGAGCACGAUUCCGGUUAUGAAGAGAAAUCAAUGAAGUUUGCCAAAGAUUUCAAAAUGCUAAACUUUCGUACAAAGCUGCGCAGCAAUAAUUUUAUAACAGAGCUCCGCCACUUUCUGCAUAUUGUGCAAUCGCGUCCCAAAUUAGUCGCCAAAUACAUAGAGAAGCGUGGCAAACCGCUCGAAUUGGCUGAAGCACUGGAGCGUGUGGACAAACAAAAUGUGCUACACAUUGGCUAUCUUUGCCAGGCGUUGCAGCUGGUGCUAAUGGAAAUUGUUUCCAAUCAAAAGGAACACAUGGAGUCGGCAGUUUAUGCAUCACGGUACUUUCUCAAAUCACAUGGCGCUGUGAUUGAUCAACUGCUGAAAUCCGCACAAUUACAACAUCGACGCACUGCGCUCAAAUUACUCACCGCCAUAGUGUGUGUCGACCCACAAUUGGGGCGUCAAUUGCUCGCCUCCUACGACAUACUCUCCAAUGUAAAGAAAAUCGAAAAUAUGCUUUCACAUUCACCGCUAGAGUUGAAAGAAACGGAAACUGUGCGUAAAUGUUUCAUACACUUUGUGCUCGCCUAUUUGAUUGACGGCAAUACGCUGCUCAUACGUAAUAUACUGGAUCGUGGAGCGCUGAUACGUGCACUCGCUUCUGGUUUGCAAUAUGAUGAUCAUGUAACGGUUUCUGUUGUGGUGAGCACACUGCGUAAAUACGUUUUGGAAUGCAAUGAAAUAUCGAAGACGAAAAAAAUACAUGUCUUCGAUGCUGAGUGCUGUAGAUAUUUUACGCGCCUCUACGAUUGGUUUGGGCCCAAAGUGUAUGCCACUAAGUGUGCCGGUAAACAGGGACCACACACACAGUUGAGUUUGGAACAUAUUGAGUCGCUGGUGAAUGAGGAGGAGCGCGAUGCGGUGGCGAAGGUGACACAUGAAUUUCUGUUACUGUUAAUGACUUCGCGUAAGCAUGGCAUCUGCUUUGAUGCAGUGACAAAUUACCGGCAGAAACAUAAUGCCAUACAGGGCAAAGUUGUUGGUAUGCUCAUCAAACCUUGGUGCAAUGCACGCAAAACGGAGCUGGUUAUACGCAUACUUACCACCUGUCCGGACCUCGCACGUCACACGGUACGUCAUUUUGCUGGCAUUGUAAAUCCAAUGCGCACGGCUCAGCGUGAUUGGGUUGCUGCUUGUGAAUUUCUCACGCUUAUUAUCAGCACUUUGCAACCAGAAUUGUUGCGCGCCGCUUUAGAUAAAAUCACACUCACCGAUUGCACCUACUUCAUCAAAGAUGUCUGCUUGCCUAUCGAAUCGUUGGCCCUGUUGACUGGUGCAAAAAUGGUGCGUCACAAGACGUUCGCCUUUCGUUUGGCCGCCAAUAAACUGUUGUAUGCCAUGUUUGCGCAAUAUUCCGCCUAUUUAGCGGCCAUAACGAAACGUGAGGAGGCGCGUGGCAAUUUGAAUUCAUUGCGUCGUUUUCGUUUGGAUAUACUAAAUCACAUUUUGGUGAAUUUUCCCACAGUUGAGGAGAUACUCUUCUCGCUGUAUAUGUCUAUCAAAGAUCAGGAGACCGAGGAUGUGAUUGUGUUGCAUCACUUAGAUGUUGCGUUAGAUUUGCUGCUGGUUAUUUGUAAGGAGCAUCGUUCGUUUGUGAAUAAAACCAGCACCAUUUUGGAUUAUUUGAAUCUGUUGCGUCCGCUGUACGCCGGUGAUGAGACGGGUGAAGCCAGCGGCGACACAGGCAAUAUUAAAUUGGAAUUGAAGGCAAUUAAAACCAUAUUGUUGUUGCUGCCGAAAGCGCUAGAGCCCACCGAACAGCUGUUUAGCAGUGUAUUGAAAUCAUUCAUUAAGGCUUACAUGUAUGGCAACGACGUGGUGCGCGUUGAGGCGGGACAGUUGUUGCAUAAAAUAUUUUUGAAUACCGGACUUUUUGACUCCGGUGUGUGGGAGAUCGAUUUGUGGUUGGAAGCUUUGCGUUUCUUCGACGCCGACACCGUAGAUGUGGUGACACAGGUGUUCAUCGAGGCGCUGCAGGUCACGCGCGUUGAUGUUGAGAUGCCAAAAACCACCGAAACCAUAUUGAAUGAGCAAAAUUUGCAGAAACUCUUUGUGAAUAUCGAGAGUGGUCUCUCCGUGCAAGCUUAUGUGGAGAGUGUUUCGCUGAGCAAGCUUAUGCCGCUGAUCUUUAAGGGUGUUGAAAUCAUUGCGCCACUUGAUAAAUACCUAGAAACUGUGUGUCUGCUGCUCUAUCACUACUACCCGAAUCCAGAGCAAGUCUAUCAAUUGUACAAGGUGGAGUUUAAGACGCUCAGUAAAUAUAUGUGUAGCUGGCUAGCCACAAGCGGCAAAGAACUAACGCUCGCAAGCGCCAAAUUGCCUGCAGAAUUAAGCAUUUUGUCGCAACUACAUGACGCGCUUGUAAGCGGUGAAGUGAAGUUUGCUAAAAUUUUUGCGAAAUCAAAAACUGAAGUGCAACCGCUUGAGCUGACACUACGUGGUGAAACCGUCGCGCUCAGCUCUGAGUUGAAUAGUGAGCGUUUACUUAUGAUUUACGUGCAGCAAGCGCUCUUUGUGAUCGCACAAUUGGUGGAGAAGCAGCGGCUGGCGCGCAAGCAAGCCGAAGCGGCGGCCGAAUUUCUAGGCGAUUGCAUUGAAGUGCUGUGCACGUUGACUACAGCAGAGACUGCAAACGAUGAGCAGGAGUACAAUUUCGUGGAUAAUUUAUUUAAAUACGUUUUCAAUUUACGUUUAACGCGCAUACAAAGCACCGAGCUGAUCAGCGCCAGCAAUGAAACUCAACUGAGUUAUCUCUACUUCUUGCGCUUGCUUGCGGAGCGUUGCAAUGGUCAAGCGUACUUUGCGACGCAUGCGUCGAAUUGUCGCCUAAAAGUGGUGAAAGCGAUUGCCAUCUCGAUACAGUCUGUGGAGCAGACCAAAGCUUCUAGCGAACAGCUGCAGGACGCGGUGCGUUUGGUGCGUGCCUUACAGUUAAGCGCUGGCGAAUGCAUUGAGGUGCUCGAAUUGCUGGUGUCCAAACUGAAAUACAGCGAUUUGGUGCUGGCGGAGACAAUGCAAAAGAGCAUCUACUAUGAGUUGUUGGUGUGCGUGUUGCAGCGUUUGGCCGCGCUGAAGCAGUCAGUAAAAUGCGAUUUUGUGCGAAAAUUUGUUAAGAUUUAUGUGAAUUUGGUGAAGCGUUUUGGCGCCGACAUGGGUUACGACCAGCUGGAGGAGGCGUUAUACGAUUUCUUAAGCGUAGCUCAUCAGUACAUACCGCAGUUGGGUGCGAAAUUCUUUGGCGCAUUCUUCGCCGAGCGACGGCUCGCCAAGCCUACCAUCAAGCUCGCUUCUUUGCUGCUCGAGCGCGAUGUACAGUUGGACCAGGAAUUCGUGCAGUUGUUGCCAUCACAUCUGCAUAAGAAGGAGCUCGUCUAUCCGCUGCUCGAUAUUGCAUUCCGUAAGGGCUUGACGCUGGAUCCAGCGCUGCUGCAAAAUAUCUAUCAGGCGUUCAAGAGCGGUUUCAUGAAGACUAUUGAGAAGCCGCAGAAAGCGGGUGUUAUCUAUAAGGAGCAUGCUGACGCUUCCAUUGCCUUGAUUGCGCACUGUAUGCCGCGUUCGGAGUGUGUGGAUUUUUGUAAUAAAACUUUCAAAUUCGAUGGAUUGGAGGUGUACCAGUUGCGCGUAAUACAUGCAAUUUACAGUAAGGCUUUUGGCGUUGCCACAGAUGCGGCGCAUAACAACCAACAGCGCGCGUCAAUAUUUGUGAAUUUCAUCAAUCUACAGAUACAGCUGCUCAGCAUUGAAUUGAAGAAGCAACAGGUGGACGCCGAGAAGUUGGAGUUGUGCGCUUUCCUAUUGCAAGAUUGGUGGCAGUUGGCGCGCACCGAGUGCGCCCCCAAGCCGUUGGUGGUGAAAAAGCAGAGCGCUGGUAAGAAAAAGAAGCAGAGCGCUGCGGCAGUGGAUGCUGAGGAUGAAGCGCUUGCGCAAGCGGAGGGAGUAGACACAGACGACGCCACAGAUUUCACGCCCGAUUUCACGAAGUUGCUGCAAAAUCAGCAAUGGCUGAAUUUCUGUAAACUCUGCCUGAAGCUGGGCAUGCAAAGCGCAAUCGGCGACGACGUCGCGCCACAACAGUCUGACGUUACGCAUGCUUUAUUGCUGCAAUUGCUGGCUUACCUCUGCCAGCAGAUGUAUGCGGACUUCACAGCGGCGGCGGACGCAGCGCUACCACUUGCCGAGCCUGCGCAGCUUUUCGAUAUGAUUUGUACGCAUUCCAAAUUUUUCGAUAUAGUUUUGUCAGCGCGUGAGACACAAGUGAAAACGCAAGUGUUGCAUCUACUCUACACGCUGGCGCUGAAGAAUCCCGCGGCGCUUAGUGACGCGCAAAUACCGAUAAUAUUGGGCGCUUAUCAGGCGAAACUGAGCGAUGCUGAUCGCUAUGCGUUGGCAUUGUUGCAACUGUAUGAGGUGCACGAUUGUGGUCUGCAACAAUAUCGACCGUUCAUUUGGGGUGAGAGCGCUAUAGCGUUUUAUGCAUUGCGCGCCGCGGAUGAGGAGCGCGCCAAGUUGACACAGCAAGAGACUUCCAUUGCGCAGGUAAUGUCGCUAAUCGAUCGUCAGCUAUGCGAGUACACAAUCGAUAAUUUCCCAAUCUGGCGUAAAUUGAAUAGCGCACAACAAUUGCCAACGCUCGAGUUUCGCGAUCCAGCAAAGAAAGCGCUCGUCUUCGGCGGCAAUGAGCUAGAGCGUCGCAUUGAACGCGGGGAGGCGCAAUUCGAUGAAGCCGAACUGCGCUUGUGUCCGGUGCGCGCGCGUGUCUAUCAGCAAUGCUAUGAUCCGGCGUUCUUUGUGCCGCUUAUGAAUAUGUGCUUUGCGCCCGAGGCGUAUUCACAUCCUGCGCGUCCAGUGCAAAAUGGUUUACUCUCCAUGGUGUUUGCGGCGCUCUCAUCGCAGGAUCGCGAUAUGCGUUUGGCCGCCGGUUGCGUGCAAUUGCGUUAUCGCGCGCAUUUCGAGGCGAACAAAUUCUUCGAGCGUCCGCUGUGGGUGCAGGCGUACGACAACAUACAAGCGGGUCUUAGUGAGCUGCGCGAUGCGUGGGUGAAGCACAAGAAGAAUAGCGGCACACCGCGUGUGCCAUACAUACCCGGUCUCUUUGUGGCGAAGACCUUCAAUCUGACCACCGAUGCAACACAUUUACUCUACAAACAACUUACGAUGUAUUUGCGCUUGAAGAGCACCUUUAAUUUCCAAUGUGUGCCUGAGUUCAACGUGCUCUUCUACUCGCCGGAAAUCGAGCAUCAGGCCUUCCGCCAAUUCAUUGUUGAAGUCAUACGCAAUGGCUUGAAGUCAGGCUCGGAUCUCUUCUUGCUCGUCACCACGAACACCUUCAAAGUGUUGCAGGGCUUCUAUGGCAGCGCCAUGUCUACGCUGGAUAUGAAUUUACUUAUUAUCUCCGUCUUCUCGACUUGCGCCAAAAUACCCGCCUCCUCGAAGGUUAUGAUCGAGCAUGUCGGCCUGCUGCCCUGGCUCAACUCCGUCAUCAGCACCAUUGAGUUCUACCACUUCGACAUUAUAGAGGGACUGAUCAGCACGCUCAGCAACCUCUGGUAUUCCGUUAAAGCUUUUGCUCAUAAGUUCCACAAUUUCGCGCACAUAACACUCGAGCUGCAUUUGCUCGUGCUGCGUUUACUGCCACAUCUCUCCGCGCGCAUUUCACCACACAAUUUUGCGCGUCUAAUGAAUAUACUACAGAAGACGACGUGCGGUCAGCAUAGCGCCAUGUCGGAGACGCAGUUGACCAACUUGAUUGAAUGCGCUGGCAAGCAUUAUCCGUCGCUGGUGCAGGACAUCGAGGGCAUCAAGGCAUUUGGUGGCGCUGGCGCGGCUACACAUGAGGCGUACUGUCGCCAAUUGUACGCGGCGACAGGCGACGCGGCGGAUGCGUCCACCACUAUUAUGACCUUGUCGAGUCUGCGCGCUUACACGAUCGAUUGGUGGCAGAGUAGGCAUGCGCAGGAUGCGGAGGGAAUUAUUUCAACGGAUGUUGAGCUGAAUGCUACAGUGGUGGAGUAAGCGAUUACCUCUUGCGCUUAAUUUUUUUGUUCAAAUUCAUCUAUUGAUUAGCCUUAAAUUUUAGCGUUAAGUUUUCAAUUUUUUAAAUAUUGUAUUUUCUGUAAUGGCGAUUAUUGUAAAAGAAAGUCUUUAAAUAAAAUAUAUGUAUGUAGAUAUGUA
This is a messenger RNA of Zeugodacus cucurbitae (melon fly), 6645 nucleotides long. RefSeq lists its product as uncharacterized. NCBI's taxonomy places the organism in Eukaryota, Metazoa, Arthropoda, Insecta, Diptera, Tephritidae. The transcript is spliced from 5 exons. Gene Ontology annotation, biological process: maturation of LSU-rRNA from tricistronic rRNA transcript (SSU-rRNA, 5.8S rRNA, LSU-rRNA); maturation of 5.8S rRNA from tricistronic rRNA transcript (SSU-rRNA, 5.8S rRNA, LSU-rRNA). Gene Ontology annotation, cellular component: nucleolus. The record is from RefSeq and is a predicted model, not a curated record. The coding region runs from base 142 to 6486 and encodes 2114 amino acids.